Molecule: messenger RNA, 833 nt
Organism: Blepharisma stoltei
Lineage: Eukaryota; Ciliophora; Heterotrichea; Heterotrichida; Blepharismidae
Source: the annotation of a GenBank genome assembly
AUGAAUCACAGACUGGGUAACCUCCAUAAUAAAUUGGCUAUCAUGGCUAAAAGCACUAUUAAACAAUCUCCACUGAGAGAUUUAAAAUGCAAUGUUGCUGGAUGCGGAAAGGUUCUAAGCUCAAAAUACAACUUAAAGCGUCAUAUAGAGUCUUGCCACUAUGGUUACAAGCCUUAUGAGUGCCCACAUUGCUUUAAACGCUUUUCCUCAAAGCAAAAUAAACGAGAGCACACCAAAUUAGAGCAUGCCUCUAUUAAGCUCCCAAAAGUACCAAAAAGGCAAGAAAAUUCUCCAAGUGUCAAUAUUAAUAUUCCUCUCUUGACCACCUUGAUAAUUCUUUCCUCUGACCCUGAUAUAAGGCCUUUAUCAAGAUAUGCAAGAAUUUAUUUAUUCGGGAACGAUGAUAUAUUUCGGCAUCCUGAAAAAUAUAUCUUUAACCCAAUUGAGGAAAGUCUAACUCGCCCUCCAUGAGCGAACAAAACCAUUAGAAAAAUCCAUAUUUUUAAACUCACCUUUCGUGAGCGAACAAAAAUAUUAUGGAAAAAAAUUUGAUAUAUAAGUGAUAAUUAGUAUAAUGAAAUCUCGAGCUAAUUCUGUUUUAAUUUUAAAUAAAUUGCGUUUUAAAACAUAAAUUUUACAAAUUAAAUUAAUAUUUGCUUUCCAAUUUUUGCGAAGUGGGAUUUUUUUAAAAAUUUUUUAAAAAAUAAAUUAACCACUAUCCGUGAGAGAAUAAGAUUUUUUUGCUCACUAAACCGAGGGGAGGAGUAAGAGAACCCAAUGCUAAAUUAGGCAUUCCAAAAGAGCUUGAUAGCGAAGGAAAAAAAGUCUAUUAA